CCCCGCCGUGCAGCUUUCUUUCGGGAAGAGCUGAUGGAAGCGCUGUCUAUCCUGCAGCUCAACCAAGGGCCCUCCACAGCAGAGCAUUCCAGCAUGGCACCUCUUUCAACAGCUGCAAGCACAGUGGGAGAAAGGAGGGUGCGGUUGCUGGGUUCGUAUGCAGGGGCCAUGGGGCAGUGUCAGUUCAUGCCCUCAUCUUUUAAGGCCUAUGCGGUGGACUACGAUGGAGAUGGCCGGAGAGACAUCUGGACAUCUGUUCCCGACGUGCUAGCAUCAAUGGCAAACUACCUCAAAUGCAACCGAUGGAAACGAGGGGAACCAGUGGGUGCUGAGGUGGUCCUCCCCCCCGACUUCCUGCCCUCCUUCUUAAAGCCCACCGUGAAACUCACUGUUGCAGAGUGGCAGCAGAAGCACGGGGUCAGAAUCGCUGAUGGAGGCUGUGGUAGCAGUGGAAGUGGGGAGAGUGAUGACAAGGAUGGGAGCGAUUCCACGUCUCUGCCGCCCGACAUGAUCGCCUCUCUCGUAUUCUCCUCCUGCUGCUCUCCCUUUUGA
Molecule: messenger RNA, 552 nt
Organism: Closterium sp. Naga37s-1
Lineage: Eukaryota; Viridiplantae; Streptophyta; Zygnematophyceae; Desmidiales; Closteriaceae
Source: the annotation of a GenBank genome assembly